AUGUUCAAUCAAUUGCAAUCGCAGCAACAACCAUCACAACUUGAAGUUCAAGCUCAGUCCAAUGCAAGUCAGGAAGUACUCGCUGUCGCCUGUGUCAUCGAUGCCUCCCUAGCACUCGCUACAGAAUGGACUCGUGUACUCACAGCGUACAUCCUGCCAAUUCUCAAGCGUCUGAACGAAGCAUACAGCGGGCAUAAUUUCCGACUAGCUUUAGUGACGUAUGGCGCUGCGGAUACAUAUCCCAGUCCGCUGUUAUCACAACGUUUCUUUCUCUCCCCAAAUUAUGUGAUGAAGGAAUUGCGUGAGGAUCCCAGGAAGUUAGGAAUUGGUUCAGUGAUCGGUGCAAGGGGGCUAUCCGCCCUGGAGGGAAUGGUUGCUGCUAUCGAGCUCUUUGACAUCUUGCAUAACUCGCUUGCCUUGGCUGGUCCGAAGGAUGGUCGAAUGCACGUUUCGCAUAUAAUACAUAUCGCUGGAAGUCCACCCGAUUCUGCGCAAAGGCCCUCAUGGAAUACCCUUCCGUACCUCGACUCACUAUCAUGGGACACGCUACCAGUAGAACUCAAGAAGAGAAAAAUCAAUCUGAGUCUUGUCACACUACAACCAAUACAACAGUUCCAGGAUGUUCAGUCUGCCACCUCAGCACCAGCUCCACAAACAAAUCCCUGGUUCACUGUCUAUACACCACAUAUACUCAUGCUUUCUGGAUUUCCCUCACUGUCGCACGUGCAGACCCCAAAACUCAACGUUGCAAAGCGUUCAAACGAAUCUCCUCAAACACCAGAUACAAAACGACAGAAGGUCAACGAGAAAAGCUCACCAGCACUUAGCCCGCGUCCUCCUGGAGGAGGUGCCGGUCCAGUAGGCCAGAGACCACCUUCUCGGCAGGUUCUCACACCUUCUGUCCCACCUUCCACCCUACCUCAACCACGUCCGCAAUUGCUCCAACCUUCUCCCAUACCUCCGCACGCAACCACGACAUCUGCACCUAGCCCUGCAAAACCCCCUGCAAAACCUGUCGCACACCCACCUUCCAAUGCUCCAAACCCUAAUGCUCCCCCUACGCAACACACAUUCCCCCCCAAUAUCAACAUGGUAGUCGAGCGCGGAAAAGCUCUCGAAGUCGAGAUUAAAGUCAUCGAAGCCAAACUCCAGGAAGCACAAUCUGCCGGGAACGCUGCAGAUGUCGAGUCGCUUCAGAUGGAGCGCGUCGCGAAAUAUCAGCAGGCGAUGAAGAUCAAAACUAUUUUGUAUUCAAUAGCGAAUAGGCCUGCAAUGGGUGGUUCGAAUUCAGGUGCAGGGGGGUCGGGAGAAACGCCUCAGCCUCAGCCUCAGCCCCAACCGGCGGCGAGCAACAUAAAGUCGGAACAUGUAGCACCGCUAACGGUGUCUGCGCCCGUAUCCGCACCCAUGGAGGAGCAGAAGCCAGUCACGGAUCAGAAGCCACCGCUGACAGAUCAGCAGGCACUAAUACACCUCAUGCAGGCGCGUUCGGGAACAGCACCAUACGCGAAUCCAGAGCUUGCAGCGCAAAUGCACAAGUUGCUCAACAAGACUGGUAUCCCGGGACCAACCUUUUCCGGUUCACCUCAACCCCGACCAGCCCAUCCGCCUGCCUCUGGAUCUACAUCUCAGCAUCAGUCUCAGCCCCAGCCCCAGGCCUCAACCUCGGCAAUCCCAGGAGGGCCAAAUCAAUGGGAAGGCUCUUUUACUAUACAGCAUGCUGGACAACCAAAGGGGUUUGAAGUGCAGGUGGCCGCCGUUAUGAAUUCUAAAGGUCAACCCCACACGGAAACAUGGCCCGAUAGAAUGUUCAUCGAUAUACCACAAGGAGGACUGAAGGAUCCAUCAGAUUUAAAGUUAUGGCUUCAAAAACACCACCAAUCUGCUGUGAUAGCUCAGUUCAGGCCCCAAGCACGAAGCAUUGAACAGAAACAAAAUGACGCGGCUCAUAAUGCGUUGAUGAGGAUCAUGAUGGAAGCACGAACAGCGAGUUAUGGCAUAGUGGCGUGGCAACUUCCUUCGGGGACUAUGUCACAAAAUAUGAUCGUGUUCCCCAUGAGUAACAAGCUAGUAGGCGCAGUGUUCCCUGUCACUGGACUUCCGGAUCUACCGGGCUCUGGCAAAGUUGACGGCUCAAAACCGCAACCGCAACCGCAACUGCAACAACAUUCACAACCACAACUGCCACUGCAACAACUACAACAACCACAACCACAACCACAACCACAACCCCCAGGCGUCUUCACCCCUGAGAUGCUGACGCGACUUCAGGGCCUUGACCCGCAGCAGCAAAGGCGCUUCAUGCAACAACUCGCACUCCAGCAGAAAAUCCGGCAGCGGCAACGAGAACAACUCCAGCAGCACCAACAAUUACAGGCAGGGGUAAUGCAGCAGGAGGUACAGGCACCAGCACCUGGUGUGGGAAUGCAGAAUAUGAGUCCGUUUUCGAAUGGAGCGAAUAUGCCAAUGAAUAUGUUUGGCGGUGGUGGGGUACCGCAGAGGCAAAUCAACGGGGGCAUGCAGCUUGGCGGCGUGGGGUCCACGGUGAAUAGUGAGAUGAUGCAGUCGUUUAUGCAACGGAAUGCGAAUGGACAAGGGAUGAACCCUCGUGAUUGA
Molecule: messenger RNA, 2616 nt
Organism: Suillus discolor
Lineage: Eukaryota; Fungi; Basidiomycota; Agaricomycetes; Boletales; Suillaceae
Exons: 9
Coding region: 1-2616 (871 amino acids)
Source: RefSeq, a predicted model, not a curated record